GUCGCCGCAGUUCCACUUCCGGGUCACGCCCAUCGACCCCGUUCGGCCGCCACCUGAGCUGAGCCGCGACCGGAGCGUCGGCCCGGGAGCCGUCGCCAUGAGGCUCUACAGCCUAAGUGUCCUUUACAAGGGUGACCCCAAAGUGCAUUUGCUCAAAGCUGCCUAUGACGUGUCCACCUUCAACUUCUUCCAGAGGUCCAGUGUGCAGGAGUUCAUGACGUUCACGAGCCAGCUGAUUGCAGAGCGCUCGGCGCUGGGCAGCAGGGCCUCUGUCAAGGAGCAAGAGUACCUGUGCCACGUGUACGUCCGGAACGAUGGGCUGGCUGGAGUGGUGAUUGCAGACAACGAGUAUCCACAGCGGGUUUGUUUCACCUUGCUGGACAAGGUGCUGGAUGAGUUCUCCAGGCAGGUCAGCAAGAUGGAUUGGCCCUCGGGGUCCCCUGCCACCAUCAGCUACUCUGCCUUGGAUGGAUACCUCAGCAAAUACCAGAACCCCCGUGAUGCCGACCCGAUGACCCGAGUGCAGGCAGAGCUGGACGAGACCAAAAUCAUCCUGCACAACACUAUGGAGUCACUGCUGGAGCGGGGGGGAGAAGCUGGAUGACCUGGUCUCCAAAUCGGAGGUGCUCGGAGCACAGUCUAAAGCCUUCUACAAAACGGCCCGAAAGCAGAAUUCAUGCUGUGAAAUCAUGUGACGCGGAGCCCGGGGUCUCCAGCUCCGGACCACCAGCCCUCCGUCCCCCUCUGCAGCCCCCCCCAGGGAGUUCCUGGGGCUGGGCUGGGGCUCCUCAGCCCCCUGGGCUGAUGUGACUGUUGUCCACCUUGAGGGGACACCGAAGCUGGCACUGGGCCGGCACUGCAGGGGGGUCUGCACCAGAGACCUCCUGCUCUCGCUGUUCCUGGGGGAGGCUCGGACCGUGGGGUGCCAGGCCACGCAACCCCCUGCCUUCACAACCCCUCCAUGGGGACCUGGGAGGGGCCCCCCACUGCUGUCCCAAGGGGCUGGGGGGGGCAGGAGCAGCCCCCUGCCACAAUCCCAAGGGCUGGAGGGCUUUUAUGUAUUCUGUGUCCAAAGGGUGAGCUGGGGGGUGGGAGAAGGGGGGGGCGGGGAGGGAAAAAAAAGAGGCUCCUUGGCUGGGGGAGUGCUUGCUGCAUUCCCGGGCAGCUUCUUCCAGAGCCACGUCCCUGUGCCUGCGGGGGAGCUCACCAGCCUUCCCUGCACCUCAGAGUCCCCUCUCCUGCUCCCAUCAGCUGGGGGGGUCUCAGCGCCUGCUGGGGGCCCAGCAGCCCUCCCUGCCUCCCCUUCCUCCUCCUUGGGAAGGGAAAAGCUUGGGCUUGGGCUGUACCCGCAUGGUGAUUGGGUCAUUUCCGUGCCCCAGCUGCACCGGCCGGGGGGAUAAAGUUGUCUUUGCCAGUUGUAGCCCUAUUCCCCUUCUCUGUGCGGCGUCCUGGGGGGAAUUGGGACAAACACCUGGGCAACACUCCCUGGGCACCCCGGCAGGGACGGAUGCACUUGGCCUCCUCCCUCCACCUCUUUCUUAAAUGAUCGUUGGUUUUUCCUCGUAAUUUAUUUGCAGUUUUCCCGA
Molecule: messenger RNA, 1586 nt
Organism: Neopelma chrysocephalum (saffron-crested tyrant-manakin)
Lineage: Eukaryota; Metazoa; Chordata; Aves; Passeriformes; Pipridae
Gene: YKT6
Product: YKT6 v-SNARE homolog
Exons: 8
Coding region: 98-604 (168 amino acids)
Biological process (GO): endoplasmic reticulum to Golgi vesicle-mediated transport
Cellular component (GO): Golgi apparatus
Molecular function (GO): SNAP receptor activity
Source: RefSeq, a predicted model, not a curated record